Molecule: messenger RNA, 1774 nt
Organism: Oncorhynchus mykiss (rainbow trout)
Lineage: Eukaryota; Metazoa; Chordata; Actinopteri; Salmoniformes; Salmonidae
Source: RefSeq, a predicted model, not a curated record
ACGACUCUAGAUACCCAGCUCAACAGGCAGGCAAAGAGACCCUGAUUUCUCUGGUUGGAAAGACUGUUCCUUGGAAAAGAUUGGCAGCACUCCAAAACCCAAACAUGACUGAACAAAAUAAAGAGGUCCGGAUUGUUCUGGUUGGAAAGAUUGGUUCUGGGAAGAGCGCAACAGGAAACGCCAUCCUGGGGAGAAAAGCGUUUGAAUCCAAAAUGUCCUCUAUUUCUGUGACAUCCUCAAGUAAAAAGAAAAGAGGAAAUGUGGGAGGGCAACAUGUAGCUGUCAUCGACACACCAGGCUUGUUUGACACCAAGUUAACACAGGAGGAGGCACUGAAAGAGAUCUCACAGUGCCUGCUAUUCUCCGCUCCUGGUCCCCAUGUGUUCCUGGUUGUUCUCAAGCUGGGAGGAUUCACUGAAGAGCAGCAGGAAAUUGUGAAGAUGAUCCAGACAUUAUUUGGUGAUGAAGCAUCGAAAUACACCAUGGUUGUCUUCACACAUGGAGACCUUCUUGAUGAUGUAACAAUUGAAGACUUCCUGCAUGGAAAUCCCAAACUGGAAAGUUUCAUUACCAAAUGUAAUGGGGGAUAUCAUGUCUUCAAAAACAAAGAUCAGAAUCCCUCCCAGGUCCCUGAGCUCCUUGAGAAGAUAAACAAGAUGGUGACGAUGAAUGGAGGAAACCACUACACCACUGAGAUGUUCCAGGAGGCUGAGAGAGUGAUUGAAGAAGAGAAGAACAGGAUCUUGAGAGAGAAUGAAGAGAAGAUACACAAAGAGAGGGAAGAACUGAAGGCAACGUUUGAAGGAGUGUGUCUAAGAGAAGAAGUAGAGAAGCUGGGGAUAAAACAGGAAAGAAAAGCUAGAAAGAAUGCUGAGAAAUUUAGCAAAAUGGGAACAGGUGCUACAAUCGGAGCGGCUUUGGGAACAUUUGGAGGCCCAGUUGGUAUGUCAGUUGGUGCAGCAGUGGGAGCUGCAGUGGGAGCUGGAGCAUGCAGUACUCAAUGAGAGUCCGUAGAUAACAGUGCUGUACCUUCUACAAGUUGUUUGACUUCAUUACUUGAUAUUGAAAGCUUCCUCUAUAUACACAGAGUCAACACAACAUAUGUUAUUGUAGCCUACAUUAAAAAUGAUACUCAGGGGGUUGAUGAACACAUAUUUAGCUGUUUUUGUUAUUAUGUUUUACUGAUCACAAGAAAAGGUUGUUGUAUUGAGGUAGAUUUUAUUAGGAGUAACAGACACCUGCAAAAGAUGGGAGGCACUCACUAAUAAAGUAUUACUUAUAUGUAUUAUUAACACUCACUAAUAAAGUAUUACUUAGAUGUAUUGUUAACACUCACUAAUGAAGUAUUACUUAUAUGUAUUAUUAACACUCACUAAUGAAGUAUUACUUAUAUGUAUUAUUAACACUCACUAAUGAAGUAUUACUUAGAUGUAUUAUUAACACUCACAAUGGACACAUUUCAGCCAUCAAGCAUUUCCCUUUUGGACAUAAUGUCAUUAAUUACAUCAUCCAUGUGAUAAUUCUGUAUUGUGUUGUUCUUAUGACCUCACAGAACCAUGGUUCUCAUAAUUGAAAGAACGCCUCAUUAUCCACUAUGCACCACAGUCAAUUUAUCCCCUCAUGUUGCAUGAACUUAAACUUGAUGCAUUACUGACACUUUGAAGUCAACACAUAAGUGUCUAAAGGGCAGGGAGUUCUAAUGCAAAGACCCAUUUUCUAUCAAAUCAUGUGACUUAGGCUUCUAAAUCACACUCAAAGAGAUGGCAGCAUAACA